Dromiciops gliroides (monito del monte) is the source of this 8381-nucleotide messenger RNA. RefSeq names its product adrenoceptor alpha 1A (gene ADRA1A). The record is from RefSeq and is a predicted model, not a curated record. Gene Ontology annotation, biological process: cell-cell signaling; positive regulation of cytosolic calcium ion concentration; regulation of cardiac muscle contraction. Lineage: Eukaryota; Metazoa; Chordata; Mammalia; Microbiotheria; Microbiotheriidae. Gene Ontology annotation, molecular function: alpha1-adrenergic receptor activity. The transcript is spliced from 4 exons. Gene Ontology annotation, cellular component: membrane. Bases 1297 to 2424 code for a protein of 375 amino acids.
ACGGUAAUAGCUGAGGGUAGCGCCUGUUACAUCAGCUGUAGCUGCAAAGUUCCUGCCUGCUUUGGGCUAGUAUCUCCCUGCUGAGUCUCGCAGUAUUACAGCGGUUGGGGAGUCCUUGCAUGGGUCUCUUGCCUUUUUGCCUUUUCUCUCCUUCCUUCGUCUCUUCCUCUUCUCUUUCCAGGAGAGCUGAUCACGAACCUGGAGCUCGCCGUAGUGGACGGCUGAGCCUUUGGUUUCUGGGGAGCCGGGACUAUUGAGACGGACAGAAAGCAGGUUCCCUCCCUGGUCAGAGGUAGGAGGCGGAGGCUGCGGCGGCUGGACUGGUCCAGGAUCGGCCCUCGCGGAGACGCUCCGGCUGGCUGCCUCCCACCCUGAGCGCCUGAUGCUGCGCCCUGUUACCGCAGACUAGAAGGUUUCGGGGAACAGAGCCGAGCCGCGUCCAGCCCCAGAACCACCGCGGACUUCUCCAGAGUUUCCUCCCAGCUUGCUUGUUCAUCCCUUGGAUGGGGGACAUGCUAUGAAGCCAGUGUCCUAGGAGGGGCGGCAAGGGUCUGGAGGGGUUCCUCCCCCGCUUCCUUUUCCCUACAGAUGAGUCCAGGAGUUCUGCGGUCUUGGGGAGGAGGAACUCGUGGCCAGAAUCGAAGGGCUGUCCACGCCCCUUGACCCUGACCUGGAGCCCUUGAGACUGAGGCUUUGGGAUCGUGAAAGGCCCAGUCAUUCGCGAACGUGGAGGCGGGUUGUGGGUCGCGGUAGACUUCGUUUAUUUGGGUUUUUAAUCUUUUAUUUUAUGGGCUACUGAAUCUUCACUUCACCAGGCGAGUUAGAAAGUGGAGAACACGAAAAUCUCCUUUAAUUUAACUCCCGCCUUCCCCCAUCCUCAUUCCCAAGUCCCUAUUUCGAAAUGCCUUCCCCACCCUAAAAACUUCCUUCAGAAGAGGCAGCUCUCAGACUCCGGUGGAGCUGUGGCUAAGGAGCAAGGGGCCCCUGCUUUCCUGGCUUCAGCGGGGUGGGGUCAGGAGUGGAGGGGGCCGGAGGCGGAGGGUCCUGCAGUUCUGACCAUGCCUCCUCGAACUGCCUUCUGUUUACCUCUGCCUCAUGUGGCUUCCCAAGAUAAGUUUGGUUCGCUUCUGACCGCCCGUUUCGUCGGUUUUCUUAGCCAAGCCAAGCCCCUGAACUCCUAGGAGACUUAAUCUUCUGCUCAGCUGAUCACCUGACAGCCUCCCACUCCCCAGUGAACUCUUCUGUGACCCUUUAGAACGAGAUCUCGGAUUUUGCCUGGGCGGUGUCCGGGGGACCAUGGUGUUUCUCCCAGAGAAUGCCUCGGACAGCUCCAAUUGCACCCAUGCCCAGGAGCCCGUGAAUAUCUCCAAGGCCAUUCUGCUGGGAGUGAUCUUGGGAGGUCUCAUCCUUUUUGGGGUGCUGGGAAACAUCCUGGUGAUUCUCUCAGUAGCCUGCCACCGGCACCUCCAGUCUGUCACCCAUUACUACAUCGUCAACUUGGCUGUAGCUGACCUACUUCUCACCUCCACAGUGCUGCCCUUCUCAGCCAUCUUGGAGAUCCUUGGCUACUGGGCCUUUGGCCGGAUUUUCUGCAACAUCUGGGCAGCUGUUGAUGUCCUGUGCUGCACUGCCUCCAUCAUGGGCCUGUGCAUCAUCUCCAUUGACAGGUACAUUGGGGUCAGCUACCCACUGCGUUACCCCACUAUUGUAACCCAGAAAAGAGGACUCUUAGCCUUGAUGUGUGUCUGGGCACUCUCUUUGACCAUCUCCAUUGGACCUCUCUUUGGCUGGAAAGAGCAGCCCCCAGAGGAUGAGACCAUCUGCCAGAUCACUGAAGAGCCGGGUUACGUGCUCUUCUCAGCCCUGGGAUCCUUCUACAUCCCCUUGACCAUCAUCCUGGUGAUGUAUUGUCGAGUGUACGUGGUGGCUAGGAGGGAAAGCAAGGGCCUCAAGCAUGGCCUGAAGACAGACAAGUCAGACUCGGAGCAGGUGACGCUCCGAAUCCAUCGAAAAAAUGCUCCCUCUGCCAGCAGCUCUGGAGCCAGCUCCAAGAACAAGACACAUUUCUCCGUGAGGCUUUUAAAGUUUUCCAGGGAGAAGAAAGCGGCAAAAACCCUGGGCAUUGUGGUGGGCUGCUUCAUCCUCUGCUGGCUUCCUUUCUUCUUAGUGAUGCCGAUUGGGUCUUUCUUCCCUGAAUCUAAGCCCUCGGAUACUGUUUUUAAAAUAGCCUUUUGGCUCGGAUACUUAAACAGCUGCAUCAACCCCAUCAUCUAUCCUUGUUCCAGUCAAGAGUUUAAAAAGGCAUUCCAAAAUGUCCUGAGAGUCCAGUGUCUCCGAAGAAAACAGUCCACAAAACACGCCAUUGGCUAUACCCUCAACCCACCCAGCCAUGCCAUAGAAGAGCACAAGGACUUGGACUUUUAACCCUGAAAACACCUUCAAACAGCUCCAGCCAGAGCCACUGACGACACUCUAUGCAUCUGUUCCUUGCCCACAAACUUGGUCAUGGAGCAAGGCUGAUCUCAGCCUGCUUUGACUCCCACCAUCUUCAUAAACAAUGCUGGCCAUGAGCCCUAUGUCCCUCCAGAGCCUCUGCAAGAUGGGUGAGUGGAGAUCACAGUUUGCAUUUUUGCUGGUGGGGGUGGCAAGAGCCAGUGGCCACAGAGGGACCUGGUAACUGAGUUAAGCUUCCUACAGAGGACACUCAAGCUCUCUGCAAAUGCUCAGCUCACCUCUCUCCUCUUCAUGUUCCCAAGAGCCCACUUGGUAAGGGAUGGCCACCAUACAAAAAGCCUUGUCUACACAACACAGGGAAGCUGUCCUACAAUAUUCUCUACUACUGAAGCAUGGAUAACUGGUACUCCAUUCCAAAUUGGUAUUAGGUAAAGUGGCCAGCAAAGAUGGCUUUUUGUUUUCCCCACAACCACCUUCAUCUAAAGGCAUUUGUUCAAAGUAGAAUGGCUUAGUUAUAUUUUCUCUGCCUCCUACAUCCAAGACAUGUGGUGAGAUGAGUGAGAAAAACAAACAAUCCUCUCAUUGUAACAUAGUCAGUCAUUCUGCUACUCAUCUUAUAUAGUGUUGUGUGUUGACAAGCAAUUGAAAUUGUCACUAGGAUAGACAAAAAGUGAAGCAAAUCUAAUAGUAAUCCAAAAAAAAAGAGUCCAGGACUAAAAUGAGCACAUAUCUAGGAAAUGAAAGGAUGAUAGGUUCAUAAAUUUAGGCCUGGUAGCCAUCUAGGCUAAACUCAUCAUUUACAUUCAAAGAUGAAGGACCCAAGGCCACACAUGUACUAAAAGACAGAACCAGCAUUUAAAUCCAGACACCAUGGUACAGAGGAAAGAACAUUGGUUUAUCAGGGGGGGAAAAGCCCCCCAAAAAGUAGAGGACACCAAGAAUAUUAAAUAAAUAAUUACAAUAAGUAAUUUUUUUAAAAAAGAAUGUUGGCCUAGGAGCCAACAUAUAUUCCACCCUCAGCUCUGCCACUUACUAUCUGUGUGUCUUUGGGAAAAUACUUUCAUCUUUUUGGAAUUUAGGUUCUUCAACUGUACUAUAUUGACAUUGCAUUGCAGAACCCCCAAGACAUCUUCUAGCUCUAAAUCUAUGACCCUAUUACCCUGUGGCACUGGGAUAUUAAUGAGUCAUUAAAUUGAACAAGUUAAUUCCAACAUAACAGUAUGGUACAACCCAAUUCAAUGCAAUACAGUGAAGAGAUUAGGUAAAUUUGAGUCUGUGAAAGUAGAAGAAAAGGCAGAAAGCCUUCAUGGCCUGAGCUCAUUAUUUUAAGUCUUUAGCCCUUACUUUCAUGUGUUUCCCAAGUUAAUAGGAAUACAGAUCUAGAGUUCUAUGGGACUUCAGAAGCAGGUCAUCUAGUUUAUUUUUUCUCCUUUUACAAAUGAAAAGAGUGAGGCAUUAAGUGAUUUGAGGAAGGUACCGAUAGUUGGAGGGCAAGGGAAGCAGAGAUUCACAAAAACACAGAAAGUCAGAGCUAAGAAGGACCUCAGAAUUGGUACAAUAUAACCUCUUCAUUUUAGGGAGAACAGAAUUCAGACCAAGAGAGAGGAAGACCCUUGCCCUCAGGUUAGUUGCUGGGCCAGAGGUUUCAAGGGUCACUUGUUAUUUGAAGGCCAAUCUCCUUACUCUCUCGAUUGCAAGACAACCCAUUUGCUCCCUUGAAAUUCCCAUUUCUCUCCUCCAUCUUUAGUAUUACUGCAUUCCAGACUAGUAUGUCAAGCAAUGUCUACCAUUCCCUGGCUGUGUGCUCUUUAGGUACACUUCUCUGUGGCCUCAUGAAAUCUUCUCCUGUUCUGCUGUGCACUCUCUUUUGCCCAAUUUCCUCCUCUUUACUUUCGUCAAGAGAGCUAAUUUCCCUGACAUAUUAGCACAAUCACCUUCAUAACCAUUCUUUUAUCAAACAAGCUUUAAGGGCCUACUAUAUGUGAUAAGCCCUGAGGAUGGCAAGGCAAAAAACCCAACCUGAAACACAAUCAUUUGAAUGUUGUCUCCCCAUUAGGAUAUGAGACCUUCCUGUUUUUGCCUUUUGUUACCCAUGCCUAGCCCACAGUAAGUGCUUAAUAAGUACUUCUUGGUUGAUUGGAACUCUCCCUGCACUCAAGAUGCCCAAAUUCUCCUGGGCAUGGAAGUGGUGAUGCAAGAUAGAUAGAUAGAUAGAUAGAUAGAUAGAUAGAUAGAUAGAUAGAUAGAUAGAUAGAUAGAUAAGGAAAUAUAAGGCAUUUGAGGAAAAUAAGAAUGUCAGGAAAGAUUGUUCCAGGAAGGCUUCAGAGGUGCCCAAGAUGAACUUAGAAGAGAAUUAUUGAUUCUGAGGCAGAGAUGAAGAGUAGAAUAUAUUCUAGCCAUGGGCAAUCCACAGAGGCAAGAAGGAGAAUAUCCAGUUUAAAGAACAGACAGCAGUCCCAUUUUACUAGAAUAUGAAGGGGAGAAGUGGGAAAUGAGCCUGAGAGUAUAGGAUGAAGCCUGAUUAUAAUAGGUUUGGAAUGCCAAGCUCAGGAAUUCAUAUUUUAUUCCAUAAGCAAAGGGAUAAGAGGGUGGAGACACUAUAGAAAAAGGGUAAGGGGAUGGCUAGGUCAUGCAGUGGAUAAAGCACUGGCCCUGGAUUCAAAAGUACCUGAGUUCAAAUCCGGCCUCAGACACUUGACACUUACCAGCUGUGUGACCCUGGGCAAGUCACUUAACCCCCAUUGCCCCACAAAAAAAGGUAGAAAGAGGGGUAAGUUACUAGUCCAGGAAAAGGAUAAUGAAGGCUAUGCUAGGAUGCUGGCUUCAGAAGUGGAGAGGAGAAAUUGGAGAUACUGCAUAAAGAGAACUUUGUUACUUAUCAGACAGAGGCAGGGGAGCAGUAGUGGUGAGGGAUCAGAUAGAACUAAAAUAUUCAUUCCAACUCUAAUGUAUUCAUCUAAGUUCCAGAAUCAAUGAAUCUCUAAGUUAGGUCAUCAAGUCCAAUCCAUACCUGAAAAACAAUGCCCUUGGGAAUGAACCUGACAAAUAGUGACCCAGCCCUUGCUCUAAAACUUCCAGGGAGGGAAAGCAUACUCUGCACAUAUAUACCACACACAUACACACACAUACAUACAUAUAGAUACAUAUAUAUAUAUAUAUAUAUACACACACACACACAUACACCCAGCACAUACACAUAUACAUGCAUACACAUGUAUACACAUAUAUACACAGGCAUGGAGGUUGCUUUUAGAAAUCUCUGAUUUUCCUCAUAUCAAGCUAAAUUCUUCCUCUCUGCAGCUUCUCCUUACUGCUUGUAUUUCUCCCCUCUGCGGCCAAGCAGAGCAAAUCGAAUCCUUCUGAAACCUGACAGUUCCUGAAAUACUUGAAGACAGUUCUCAAGUUUUCUCUUCUCAGUAUAAACACGCCUUUCCCAGUUCCUUCAAGUGAUGCUCAUGUGGUUGGGUCUGUGUACCCUUCAGCAUCCAGGCUUCCAUCCUCUGAAGGUUCUGUAACUAGUCAGAGGCAAAUCAAUACAAACUGACCAAAAAUAUUUCGAUAGGCUACAUGUGUCAAGAUCUCAAUCCUAACCUCUGGUUUCUCCAUUUGGUUUCUAGAUCAUGAAAUCAUGGGACCAUUGAUUUAGAGAUAAAGGGAAUGAUAGGAGCUCUCAAGUAUUAUUCUUUCAUUUUACAGAUGAGAAAACUGAGGCACAGAGCGGUGAGGUGACUUGCCCAAGGUCAUACAGAUAAUACCUAGCUGAGACAGGAUUUAUUGGACCAUGGCUCUAGAACUAGAAAGUCAUUUAGAAGUUGAAGGCCAGACAGGUCCAAGCCCCUCUUUUUAUAUAUGAGGAGUCUAAAACACAGAGAGAAUGACUUGUCCAGGACCACACAACCAGUUAGUGUCUGAGGCAAGAUUUGAAUUCAGGUCUUCUUGACUCCAGGUUCAGCACUCUGUUCACUACACCACUUAGCUCCAGAAUUUAAAUAUGAAAUGGGGAUGGCUACCUCCCAAGAUUUAGCCCAUCAUGACCCAAUCUGAACAUUGAUGUUCAGUCAUAUUCCUAGACUAUAUUUACCUUCUUAUCCCACAGUCUACUCCUAACUUUGGGUCUUAAACUUGGUAUAUGCCCUGAGUAAAUUUUGGAUAUGGAGUUCAAGGUCCGAUUCAGCCUUGUUUGGACAUACUUUAUCCAUAUGAAUCAUCUUUGGGGUUUCUAGAAAAGAUGUAUACUGGCUUGUUACAGGAUUUUAUUGGCCAUGUUUGGUGCAAGUAGAAAAUUAGAAUAUUCAACUCUUUAGGUGAACAUAGAAAUAAGAGAAAAGGAUUGGGAGUUCAGAGACUUUGAGAAAGUACUUUCUCCCUCCCUGGGACUUAGUUUCUUUAUCUAUAAAAUGAGGAGAUUGGACUGCAUGAUCUAUAAAGUCUCCCAGCUCUAAAAAUAUGAUGUAGAAUCAGUGAUCAAAGUUAAUGCUGUAGAAUCAUAGAUAGUAAAAUAUGAGUGUGCUCCAUCAUGAAUGUAAACUCCUCAUAAGUAGGAAUUGAUUCAUUCUCUGUAUUGUAUCUUUAGCACUCCAGUGCCUGAGAUAUGAGAGGUGCUUGAUAAAUGAAUAUCAAUCGAUUGAUUUUGGACCUGAAUUAAUACAGAUUUGUCUUACCUUAAAAAAAAAAGUCAGUUUACCCAGACCUGAACUUACAAACACAGAUAAAUGAGAAAGUGGGAGAUUUCAUAUAAUUAUAUAAAUUAUAUAUAAUUAUAUCAUAUUUUAUAUAAUUCUUUUGAGAUCAUGUUCUUCUAUCACUUGUAGCCAUAGAAUCUCUACAGGAAGAUCUUGGCAUUAAAACAUAGACUUUUGCUUAUCAUCGAAAGCCCUGCACAGUUUCCCAAGAUCUCCUCUGUACUUCUGUUAUUGACCCACAUCAUUAUCCACCUGAAAUGACCAGCCAAUAUAUAAUCACUAAUAUACUGGCUCAAUGGGUUGUCCAUCCAACUGGAUGUUGUAAUCUGGCCAAUAUGUACUUUUCAUCCACUUUAUUUUUCCACUGUGAAUGAAUGGGCUGAUCUAUGUCAUAUUAAUAUGAAUUGUCUACUUCAUGAAAGGAUUCUUCAUUUUCUACAAAAGGACAAAUAUUUACUCCACUCAGUUUCCCUCUAGUUUACCUCAUGGUAAACAAAAAUAUAAUUUGAUACCUCAUGGUGAAUGGAAGCAUGAAGUAUAAAUUUUAAGAGUAAUCUCAUUUCCCCAACCUCAGCAAAAAACAAUGAAGAAUGCUCCUUUUACAGAGCUAUUUUAUUUACUGGACCUGUAAUUUCAUUGAUAUUCUACAAGGAGGCUCACUCUAUAAAAGCUGAAUGGCACCCCUGCUGCAACUAUAGUUCAGUUUUCUGGGGCACUGUGAGGUCAAGAAAAGGCAGAGUUAUUCAAGAAAAUGCCUAAUAAAUAAAGUCAAUUAUACCUUAGAGGUUCAUUUUACAUCUGAGGCAGUGAAGCUCAGAAAGGUCAAAUAACUUUCCCAAGGUCACACUGCUAACACCUCAGAAAGAAGGCAACCCAAUCCACUGUUAUGGAGGAAAAAAGACAGAAACCUCAUUUGGUGUUAAUUGAUUUCUCAAGCCCAUGGCAAGAACCUAUCUCCACGAAAUUGGGUUCAUUCAUUUCUCAAUUUUGAAUUCUGAAUUCUCUUUUGUUUGUUAGUUUGUUUUAUGUUUGUUUUUUUCAUUUCUCAAAAGGAAUCCUGUGAUACUAUUAUUCCAGAAAAACUAGUUCAUGUGCUGUUCCCAAUAUACAACAUUUCAGUUCCUUCUUCUGUGUGUGUAUGUGUGGGUCUUCUUUUGGGGGGAAGGGGCAGUGAGGGUUAAGUGACUUGCCCAGAGUCACACAGCUAAUAAGUGUCAAGUGUCUGAGGCUGCAUUUGAACUCAGG